GCGUGUAAGAACAGAAAUCGGAAUCGGGAAUUUUUCAGGACGGUCUAGAAUUUUCUCAUUGUGACUUGCUCUGAAUAUAAUAUUUGAGAAGUUGAUUAAUUAAGAGCACAUAAUUAUGUAUUUAAGUGAAAUAAAACCAAAUAGGCCGAGUUUUUCUAAGCUACGCCACACCACAUAAACUUGGUUCUGUUCAGCUACGUGUCACUUGCAUAUUUUACGUUUUGGCGCAAAUUACGUGGGCCACAUCGUAUACUUGCACUUACUGCACGCAGGCCGCCUUUUGGCGCGUCGGAGGCUCUUGCGAACACCUGGCCCUGUCGCCACAAUGCGUCCGGCAAAUACAGUUCUUUAUCUACAGAAUACGCGUGGUAGACCUGAUCUCUAAUAUGGACGGGCCUGCUAAAUGAAAUUUCACUCCUGCGUCUAGAGAGUGAAGGGUUGAUGGGAAAACGGGACCCUUACACAAAGAUAAAUGUUACAUAGCAGUGGAGUGCUGCCUUCUCCAGGCGCGCACUUGACAGAAGGACGACGAGCCUCCAUUAGCUGCAGUAAGGUUCCUCAAUGGCGGCGGGGGGUACGCUAAGCGGUCCACUUUUCACAAGCGCUGGCAGCGCGGCGGCGAACGACCGAUGCAACCUUGAACAAUGCCGGUUCCGCGUCGUCAGCGCAGGUGCUGACCGGCGGCCUACACCGACGGCGCUGCCCUCGACGCCGUCACGCGUCGGCACCGCUGGCUGCGUCACGCCCGAGGGGGCACCGACAGCAAGCGCGUCGACGCGAACGCCGCGCCGACCGACUCAGCUGCGCGGAGCGUCUUUCCCCGGGGCAGUCGUUCGACGGCGAGCACACCGAGAGCAAGUGCGCGGGCGCUGCUCCCUCGCGAGCAGCAUGCCGCCGCGAUAAGUCGGCCGACUUUCUCUGGUGCGGGGCGCCAGUGCGCGUUCGUGGUUCCGAGGGGCGCCGGUUUGCUGGGCCCGGGAUGGGUGGGCAUCGUGGACCGCGAGGCAUCUGCGCCAACUGAAGCGCCGCGGAACAGUGCAGUGCCCGUCGGCGACAUGUCUUCCUCGCCGUGCUCGUGUCACCAGCAGGGCGGCCACCAACAGCGAAGCCGCCAAUUUCGCACUGAAAGGCCGCUGGGCAUCGCCGGUCCAAGACGCGCGCCCAAGCGUCCCGACGAGCCCGGAUGGCGACGCGUGGCUCGACGUCGCGAGCACUCGGAGCCCGGGACGACUUCGCGCCUUCAGGGAGCCACUGCGCUGGUGAGACGCUGCCGCGACUUCUACGUGCAGCGGCUUCGACAGUCCGAGCUGCUGAGGAAUAAGUGGGCAGCUGCGUCUCCGCCCGGAAGCGACAGCUCAUCCCGAGAGGCAGCAGCAGCAUGCUCCACGGACGACGACGCGAUGGCUUUACCGGACGGUGAAGCCACGUCCACUUGGCGUCGGUCCAGAUUUGACCUGGCUAUGGAUUCGCUCCGCAAGGAAAUCAGCUGCCUGAUGGAGCGGGACAACGCCCUGUUCGGCCAGCUGCUGGGCCUGCACCAGAGCAUCGCCGAGCUCCGGCUGGCGCGCGAGACGAGGCCAGCGACGCCGGCGGCGACGACGAGCCACGGCGAGUGCUCCGCCGUGAAGCCACCCAGCAGGCCGGCCUCGCUCGAGUCGCUCGCCUCGUCGUCGUCGUCGUCCGAGCCGGGAGGCUGUCGACGGUGCGCCGCUCAGCUGAGGCGGCGGCGCGCCCUGUCGCAGGCCUACGACUCUGGCGUCCAGCUGCACUACGGCUCCAGCCACUCCGAGUCCGACCACGAGGUCUUCGUGUGACGGCUGUCGGCAGCACGGACGCAAGAACCGUGUGCGCCGUGUGUCCGCUCGUCGGCCGGCGCAGUUCGUUGGAGACGGAACGCGAGGUGCGGUGCAUAUCUGACGGGUUGUGCGUGCGACUGCCUCCACACAGACGCUCGGGAAGCAUCGCUCGUUGCUUGAAUUUGCCCGCCACAAGUGCAUCUCUAGGGUGAACAGUGAAGCGAACAUGGCGUUAGCCGGGCUUGUUCGCUUAGCUGCGUCAGCUUCGAGAAGAGACCAGUUGUGCUCUUUUUUUUCUUCGUGCUUCCCUCGUGUUCCUUUUUUUUCUUUUCGUGCGAUAACAAUUGUGUUGUUAAGACGAGACUUUGGCGGCAAUCUUCCAAAAAUUGUGGAUCUCUAAUGUUGUUCGAGCCAGAGCGACCGAACUGAGAGUGGCUGGAAUAGAUUUCCAAGGUUUACUCUGUGAUGCAUUUUCAGCACUUCCCUCGCCUACCAGGUGCGAGUCCCCAACUGUGGUCAAACAAGGGGGGUGUCUCACAGGUUGGAGCAAACGUUUCGGCGCCACCAAACGACGGCUGCAAUCGCUCUGGGUGCGACCACCGGGUGAUCGCUCAACCCGGCGACGAAACAGUGUUCCGGGCUGAGUAAUGUGGGCGCUGGAACUGCAGAAAAACGCUACUGCCUCAGUUGCUCUGAACUUUUGCUUGGGACGAGGCUUGAAUAGCUGCGUGUUUAGGUGGGCGUUUCCGCUUCUCACUGCGUGAGAAAAAGAAAAGCUGAUUCACUGCCUCCAUGUUUGCUGCUCUUUCUUUUAAAGUAAAAUAUUCCAUAAGGUGAAGUUCUCCAAUGCUGCUGCUGAAACCUCUUUAUAACUCUUUAUAACUGAAGGGUCCUGUAAUUUUACUCGACGUAGGUUUUGCCUUGUGACAUAUGUUCGCCGCUGUUAUGGUAUUGUCUGCGUAGAACUGACUGAAAUUCUUAGCUGGUAUACUUUUAUGGAGAAACGCGGUUCUUUGCAAUGCAUCACUGAUAUCGUUUGUCUUUUUUCAGAGUUAAUACUACACAAUAAAAUAAUGUUUUGUUUGAAAUGC
This is a messenger RNA of Dermacentor albipictus, 2887 nucleotides long. RefSeq lists its product as uncharacterized. The record is from RefSeq and is a predicted model, not a curated record. Lineage: Eukaryota; Metazoa; Arthropoda; Arachnida; Ixodida; Ixodidae.